Pomacea canaliculata is the source of this 935-nucleotide messenger RNA. Its product is annotated as chitin synthase-like. Lineage: Eukaryota; Metazoa; Mollusca; Gastropoda; Architaenioglossa; Ampullariidae. The record is from RefSeq and is a predicted model, not a curated record. Bases 264 to 803 code for a protein of 179 amino acids. The transcript has 6 exons.
GAUGACAAAUGAAUGCACAGGCUUCAGGGUGGCUUCGACAAUGAGGCUUUGAAGAAGACGGUGACUGGUACGCUCAGGCAUCAGACGACAGAAACGAUUACGAUGAUCCCUCCAGCGAAGAUGAACUGGAUAACCCUGAGAAUGUCCCCGAGGCCGUGGAAAAGCCGGUUUAUCAGAGAAGGUGGGAUGUAUUUGCUGAGAGGGAAGACGACGCAGGCAUCAGCCACUCCGAGGAUACAAGAUGGCGGAAUGUGUUCAUCUGCAUGCGUCUGAUGACUGCCAUCGUCUUCUUUGGAGCUGUCGGCGCCACAGCCAUAGUGUCGCGCCUGUCGCUGCUGGUCAUGACCUUCAACAUCCGCCCACAUGACUUUUUUGUCGACAAAAGUUCCGGGGAUCAUUACAAGAUAAAGGAAAAAAACCAACCCUUCAGCCUGGUGUGGGUGUGGGCCCUGAUUCUCGUCAUGGCGGCUCCCUACGUCUUCACUGCGGUGUCUUGUCUGUGGAAGAUCAUCUUCAAGAAAACUCAGCCACUGCGAUGUCAACCUCUGGUAGCUGCGUUGGUGGUGGAGACACUGCACUCCGUGGGUCUGUGUCUGCUCGUCUUCUACGUCCUGCCCAGCUUCGACCCGCUCAUCGGCUGCUUCCUGCUGCUCAACGUCGGCUUCUUCCCGGACUCAUCAAGAUGUUCCAGUCGUCACCAAAAGCACAAGACGACAGCCAGCAUGCUGAGGAAUCGAGCUUCGAAGAUGUCGACACCAAGUGUGACGCGGCGAGUGUCACCAAGAAAGUUCUGGACAUCGUGAUGGUGCUGCUGCAGGUGGGCACGAUGUUGGUGUGGAUGUGUCGCGCCCUCGUCGUCCUCAAGAACACCACGCUGACUGUCCUCAUCCCCGUGUCUCUCAUCCUCACCUCCCUCUCAUGGUGGGACAACUACA